CCACAAUCCUUUGCGUCCAGCCGCAGCGCAGCAGAGCCACAACGCGAGCGGCUAGCUGACGUUAGCUUAGAGAGAAAUAAACUGUUUAAGAUUUAAUAAUUAAUCUGCAGCCGGUCGCCACAAUGAAAGAUGUUACUGGGUUCCUCAAACAGCAGCAGAGCAACAGCUCCACGCCGGAGAUGGCGGCGGAGUGGCACACAUUGGAGGAGUAUCACAACAAAAGAUUGUGGCAUCAGUUGACUCUGAAGCUGACAGACUUUGUUAAAGAUCCUUGCUUCAAAACAGGAGAUGGUCUCAUACAGCUCUACGACAAUUUCAUCAGUGACUUUGAACACAGAAUCAACCCAUUGUCCCUCAUGGAGAUUAUUCUGUACGUCGCCAGACAGAUGCAAGAUCCUAAAGAUGCCAUCACUUUCCUCGAGAAGACCAGGGAAAAGGUGAAAAGCAACGACGAAGCCAUCAUUCUCUGCAAGACGUCUAUCGGCAGUCUUAAACUGGAGAUCAACGAUCUUCCUGCCACUAAGAAACUCAUCGAAGAGGUUGAGGAAAUGUUGAAUAACUUGCCCGGGGUGACGUCGGUCCACGGCCGGUUCUAUGACCUCUCUAGCAAAUACUACCGCAUCAUCGGGAACCACGCCUCCUACUACAAGGACGCCCUGCGCUACCUCGGAUGUGUGGACAUUAAAGACCUUCCAGAGACGGAGAAGCAGGAGAGGGCGUUCACACUGGGACUGGCUGGACUCUUGGGAGAAGGAGUUUACAACUUUGGAGAGCUGCUGAUGCAUCCUGUGCUGGAGACCCUGAGGAACACAGACAAACAGUGGCUUAUUGAUACACUAUACGCCUUCAAUGGAGGCAAUGUAGAGAAAUUCCAGGGCUUCAAGUCUGCCUGGGGCCAACAGCCUGAUCUUGCAACACAUGAAGCUAAACUGAUGCAGAAGAUCCAGCUGCUCUGCGUGAUGGAGAUGACUUUCACUCGUCCUGCAAACCACAGACAGCUCACCUUCACCGAGAUCGCUCAGAGUGCCAAAAUCCCCGUUAAUGAGGUGGAGCUGCUGGUGAUGAAGGCUCUGUCCGUGGGUCUGAUCAAAGGGAACAUUGAUGAGGUGGACCAGAAGGUGCAGAUGACCUGGGUGCAGCCCAGAGUGUUGGACCUGCAGCAGAUCAAAGGUAUGAAGGAGCGUUUGGACUUCUGGUGCGGCGACGUGAAGAACAUGGCGAUGCUGGUGGAGCAGCAGGCCCACGACAUCCUCACCUAAAGCUCUCGGUCCCGCAGAGGGAAACCUCCUCUUCAUCAACCGUUUUGUAUUUGUUUCUCUUUCUAUCUGAUAUUCUCUCUUCUGUUGCCGUCACUGUUUAUUACCAACUUGUAAAUUACGCUGUGGUAUUUUACAAAUAAACAAACUGGUUGUAACAUUAUUAUCCUCAACAUAUGGACAGAAAAUAUUGUCUGAAAUAUGAAUAAAAAUGGUAAAAGCCUAA
This is a messenger RNA of Dicentrarchus labrax (European seabass), 1482 nucleotides long. RefSeq names its product proteasome 26S subunit, non-ATPase 13 (gene psmd13). Lineage: Eukaryota; Metazoa; Chordata; Actinopteri; Moronidae. Gene Ontology annotation, molecular function: structural molecule activity. Gene Ontology annotation, biological process: ubiquitin-dependent protein catabolic process. Gene Ontology annotation, cellular component: cytosol; proteasome regulatory particle, lid subcomplex; nucleus. The record is from RefSeq and is a predicted model, not a curated record. Bases 123 to 1259 code for a protein of 378 amino acids. The transcript has 13 exons.